AUGCUCCUUGGCGACUGGAGUAUCGCUGAGGUGCACUUGGACGGAUCCUCUGGCGACCCAAUGCCGGCCAUUACUUUGCUUUGCAAAGCUCCUCCGGAACUUCUGAACAUGAGACGGAUCAUAUGGCUUGCUGGAAGUGGUUCUGAAGAGGGAAGAACUUAG
Messenger RNA from Fomitiporia mediterranea MF3/22, 162 nucleotides. RefSeq lists its product as uncharacterized. The record is from RefSeq and is a predicted model, not a curated record. NCBI's taxonomy places the organism in Eukaryota, Fungi, Basidiomycota, Agaricomycetes, Hymenochaetales, Hymenochaetaceae. The transcript has 2 exons. Bases 1 to 162 code for a protein of 53 amino acids.